Messenger RNA from Schizosaccharomyces cryophilus OY26, 3934 nucleotides. RefSeq lists its product as uncharacterized. Bases 350 to 3502 code for a protein of 1050 amino acids. The transcript has a single exon. Lineage: Eukaryota; Fungi; Ascomycota; Schizosaccharomycetes; Schizosaccharomycetales; Schizosaccharomycetaceae. The record is from RefSeq and is a predicted model, not a curated record.
GCUUGUUUCUCAUGUUUCGCUAUUCUACGAAAUUUUGAUGUCAUUAUACUGUGUCAAUAUGAUGUAGAAUGUUUUUCUUCCCUUUCUGCUGCUCGUAAGAAUUCUCUUUCCACCUAUAUCGACAGUAAAAGUAAAGGCAAUAAAUUAAAAGUGAUUCAUUCAGAUCCUUUUCUUUGUAUAUAUUUUAAUUUCGAGGAUUUUUAUCGUGGCUUGUCGUCCAGUAUUUGAAUCUUUCCCAUUCAUUUACUGAUAUUGUCCUUUGUCUUACCGUUGUGUGAGCAAAGUGGAAAGCCCUUGUUUUACAAUUGGUAAAUCCGCUUUUCAGCUUUAUGAUUGAAAUUGCUCUAUCAUGACUUCUUUGAAUAACACAUCUCCAACAACGCCCUCGGGCGAUGAAUUAACCGGUCUCCAUUCGGUCGACCAACAAACUACAAGUACUACGGGUAAUAAAUCUCUUAAAGGUCAUUAUGGCCCUCAUCCUCACCAGGAUCAUCCUUCUGCUUAUGUUGCCGCUAAAUCUGGAUACACCUCACGAAAUUUGACACCUAAUUACCGCGAUAAUCAACCUUCUCGGACUGCAAAUGACUAUUCUACGGCCUCCGACGGUACAGCUGCUGGAACAAGACACCAAGCUCGCUCAACAAGUGCUGUGGAGAGUCCUGAGUCUGGUCCUGGCUCGAUGGAUGCUUCAGGUUCUUUCGACUAUCAGCCUCAUCCUCACGCUGGCAAGGCCGCUCAGUCCGCUCAUGUUUUCAAAUAUAUAAAUUUAUCAGAAGGUGAACCGAAUGCAAAUGCUACUGAUUACGAGGAACAUCGCAAACCAUUACAAUUUCUCAGUGGCCCUGUUUUCACAGGUUCUGCUCAACAACCUCCACCUACUGAUCUUAAUCCACAACCUUCGAAUGAACAUGAUGAAGAAGCUUCUCGCAAAAUCCGUCUCGCUUCUCAGAUGGCUAAACAUUCUGCAACUUUCGCUCAUCAAACACCAGAACCUCAACCCGCUACUGAAUCUGAAUUACCCCAUCGUAUGGCUGCUUCUCAACUGGUUCAUAAUAUUUCUUUACAAGGUUCCUCUUCCUUAAAACCAAAAGAAUCUUCUUACGAAGUUUCUCCACCUGUAAACCUUAAUUCUCUUGCUGCUGCAUCUUAUGCUGCCUCUCACUCUCGACCCUACGAUGAAUCGUCCGCUCCUCCUACUGUAGAACAGCAGAAGUCGUCUUACGAUGAUGGAAGAGUUCGCAAUAUGCAUAUGUUUUCCGCGUCCGGUAACAACGCUUUACGGGAUCGUACACAACAAGAUAUGGUCGCACAUGGAAAUAGAGAUGAUGCUUUCGCUAACUUUUCAAAAAGCAAUAUUUUAAAUAAUGCGCCAGGCUAUCAAGGCUCACGAGCUUCUGCAUCUAUUAACACUAAAAAUGUUAGCAAUGAGCGUCAUUCAAAACCUAUUUACUUCAGUCCAGGUUCUGGUGCAGUCACCAGUCCGUAUCAGCAAAAACCAAAAGAACCAUCAUAUGAUUUCAGUGCUGCGUCCGCUGCUCUUCGUCGUCAUCGUACUACAGAUGUAAACACAUCCCGUGACCAGACGUUUGAAAGCCAAGAGGAUUCAAGGGCUCGUGCAUUCAUCCGACAAAUGCGUUUUCCAUCAAGUAGCCCGAUUGCAACCAGUGGGCCAGGAAAUGAUCCAGGUUAUCCAAACAUUUCUGGUACUGAACGCGAGCAAAUUCAAUCUGAGGCAAUCCAGCGUGUUCGUGAUAUGAAUUUGGAUCUCUCAAAAAUCCAAAAUAGGACAGACUCUCAAAUUCGUGCUUACCGUCCUAGAUCUUCUGCCGAUUAUAAGUCGGUUGGCCAAUCUGUUCAUCCUCCUCAUACAGGUGCCAGUAGUAGUUAUACACCCCAUAGUCAGAGAAGAUUUUCGCAGACAGGCCAAUUCCCUAAUAAUGAAGGGGAAAUCCCCGAGAAUGGCUCAGAUGGUAUAAAUCCUGUAGGCAUGCAAGCUGCUGCUCAGCGAAGCAAUAGAAACUCUAUGGCUGCUGUUCCUAGGCGGACCGGUGUUGCUUCAAAUGAUGUAGAUGUUGAAGCUCUACAAAGAAGAAUUUCUAGAGCUUACAUUGAUCAUGAACGUGAAGAAGCUUAUGCGAUUGAUCUUGGUGCUGGUCGUCUUAUUUCUCCGGAGGAGUUAGAGUCAAUUGCCAGACGUAAUGUAGAUCCUAUGGUUUCUGAACUAGCUGAACGUGCCACGCAAGAAAAUCAAAGAAAGCAGGAGGCAAACGAAGCUAAAAAUGCCAAAAAGCUUGCUAAAGAAGAGAAACGCCAGAAGAAAAGAGACGAAAAGGCGCGUAAAGCAGAGGAAAAACGACUUGCUAAGGAAAGAGCUAAAUUUGCUAAGCAGAUGUCCAAGGAGGCUGGUAAAACUGAUGAAGCAGCCCCCACUGUAAUUGCAGACCAAGAACAAGGCAGCACCUCUUCAGAAGUAUCUUUUGGUGAACAAGAGCAAGAAGAUCAAUCUUUUGAUCCUACUACCCAAGAAUUUUUGAUUCAAAAAACUGAUAUAGCAAAUGCUACGAAACAACAAGAAAUGUCUUCAACCGAAAGAGGAGCAGAAGAAGAAGUACAGCAGCCUACCCGCGCGGAACUUUCUGGCGCAACUGAACGUGAUUUGAAUGCUAACGUUCCUGAUCAGUAUCUUCAUGAUGAAGCGAAUGAACUGGAUGGUAUCGGAAGACCUCCGGUUUCUACCGUUGAGAGCAAUGAAAGUGAUUUACAGAGACGAAAUGAGGCCGCUUACACAACCUCACCUAAUGGCCAAUUUACUGAUUCCAAUCAGUUUCCUGUUGUACAAGAAACGGUAAUCAUGUAUGAUGGUCAAGAACAGGCUGUAAGUCCGAAUCUUGAUGAGGUCACAGAGGCUCCUAUGUUUGAUGAUGCUGGCGAAUAUAAAAGAGACGUAUCUCAGAAAGAUGAUUUGGACGAAAGCGCUAAAGUACUUAACAAAAACUCACCAAAGUCACCGGUCGCUUGGUUAAAAAAAAAGCUCAAAAAUCAUAAAGAUAAGGCAGCUGUCAAGCGUAUGUUAGAAGAAGAUUCUUCUAAGAGACUAUCUGAGAAUGAAAAGGUUCAUGUGAGUGCUCUUCAGAGAGAUGUGUCGCCUAUUGGUGAUGGUAUGACUCCAGCUGCUGAAAAUGAACAACGACCGCCGGUUGUUGAAACCCAUUACGAGCCUGGUUCAGUUAUGAAAAAGACUGAGGGAGAGAUGCCGGCUGUUGUGGAUGCUCAACCUCAUGUAAAUGUUUCCUCUGUUCCUCAAACGAACGGUGGUGUUGAAGAAGCAUUGGAUGAAGCAGCUGUUUCAAAAACUGAUGAGUAUCCAGUUGAGAACGGGAACUUUGAACAGAAGAAAGAAAAUACAGGGGAAGAAAAAGAGGAGAGUUCUAAUCAAGUGGUAGGUCAUUUCCCUAUCCCCGGUAAAGAGCCUAUUGGAGCCGCAUUUCAUGAGGAUUUAUAAGUAAGAAAACUACGGUUGUAGGACUGAUUUCAUUUGGUGCAAUUAUCGGCUCUAAUUAAAUUUCUUAAACCUUGACCGUGGCAUGGGCCUUUUGAACGGGUUGAUAAGUAAGAACAUAUUGUCUUUUUUCUGAUAAUUUAAGUUUAAUUAUUAUUUUUGUUUAUUACUGGAAAGUCAAUAUCCUGCUGAAGCUGCCACGCAUUUUUUUACUUUGGUAAAGAUAGAAACUUACGAUUUUUACUUAAGACAGGUUGUUAUUUAUUACUGUAUGACAGUCUAUAAGAAGGAAGACGAUAACUUUUGUGGUGAACGGCUGUCAGCGAACUGAUCUUUUCCGGAUUAUUUAUUGUUUACAAGUAAUUAGUGUUAUAUUAAUAGGAAAAGAAUGUGACUUUCAUACAUAUUAUUAAUUUUAGUAAUUGUUUAUCCUUG